Messenger RNA from Brassica oleracea var. oleracea, 1998 nucleotides. RefSeq lists its product as uncharacterized. Gene Ontology annotation, molecular function: zinc ion binding. The record is from RefSeq and is a predicted model, not a curated record. Lineage: Eukaryota; Viridiplantae; Streptophyta; Magnoliopsida; Brassicales; Brassicaceae. The coding region runs from base 1 to 1998 and encodes 665 amino acids. The transcript is spliced from 3 exons.
AUGGAGUCAUGGACUGAUGUGAAUGUUGAGUGGAAUGAUGUACCAGAGUUCGACCCGUGGACUCCCGAUUCUCCUGAUUUUGACUCUGAUGGUGAAGAUCGAAGAGAGCGUAACGACUACAACAUUGAGAAAGAAGCCAUGGACUUUGUUGAUGAACAUCCAGUGAAGCAUAACUUGUAUCCAGACAUUGAAGAUAAUGAAGAUGAAGAGGGAAAAGAAAUUCAAAGGACUAUCUACAGGCGCAAUAAUAUUAGGAGAGGCAACGGGGAGUUGUAUGUUAGGCAAGUGUUCAUCAGUGGAUUUGCGUUUAAGGAAACAGUGCUCGACUAUGCUCUGAAAACAGGUCUGAACAUCAAACAGAAUCGAUAUGACAAGACAAAGAUUGCAUUUGUAUGUGUAGGCAAAGGUUGCUCUUGGCGCAUUUUCUGCUCUUCCUCAGAAAAGUCUCCCAACAAGUGGCAGGUGAAGAUAUUGAAAAAGGAUCAUACCUGUGUUCCUACGGGUACUUGCGAGAUGCUUAAAGUUCCACAAUUAGCUCGCUUGUUUGUUGACAAGAUCAGAGAAGAACCAGAGUAUUUCAUGCCCAUGAAGAUUGAGCAGCUAGUCAUGGAGAAAUGGAAGAUCAGUGUUAGUAGGCCGCAAUGCCAACAUGCUAGGAACAAGGCCCUUAGAUGGAUUGAAAGAGAGUAUGAUGAGCAGUUUGGAUGGCUGAGGGAUUACUGCUCUGAGAUAAGAAGCUCCAAUGCUAAUUCUUCUGUUGAGCUUGAUUGCCUAAAAAAUGAUGAUGGGAUACACGUUUUCAACAGAUUUUAUGUCUGUUUUGACGUUCUGAGGAGAAACUGGAAGGAAACGUGCAGGCCACUAAUUGGAGUAGAUGGUUGUUUCUUGAAGUCUAGGAUGAAAGGGCAGCUUCUAGUGGCUUUGGGUCGUGAUGGGGAUAAGGCCAUUUACCUUAUCGCAUGGACUGUGGUACAAGUAGAGAACAAAGUCAAUUGGUUGUGGUUUGUGGAAAAGAUCAAGGUUGAUCUAGGACUAGACGAAGGAGAUGGUUAUGUUAUGGUUUCAGAUCGUCAAAAGGGAUUGAUUGCAGCUGUGAAGAGGGCACUACCCUACAAUGACGCUGAUUACAAAGCAAAUCUCUUAGAGAUUGAGCGGUAUGAUCAAAAUGUUUAUGAUGACGUUAUGAAAACAAAGCCAGAGAAGUGGUGUAGAGCAUUCCACAAGCUUGGACCUAACUGUGAAGAUGUCGAGAACAACUCCACUGAAUCUUUCAACAACUCCAUAGGUAAAACCCGAGACAAGCCCUUUGUGCCUAUGUUGGAGACAAUAGCUCGCUUGGCGAUGGUUCGUAUAGCGAAAAGGGAUGUUAUUUGCACCAGCCACGAAGGGAUUUGCACACCGUAUGUCACUGAGAUGCUCGAGACUUUGCAUGAGAAAGCCUCUUUAUGCACGGUUAUACCGUCUACCAACCAGACAUUUGGAGCUACUACUAAUGGCUGUCAACAUAGGGUGAGCUUGGAAAAUAGAACUUGUAGUUGCAGGAGAUGGGAGAUUACAGGGAUUCCUUGUGAACACGCCUAUGGAGUUAUGUUGUCGAAAGGUUUAGAGGCUCAAGACUAUGUUGUUCACUGGUUUCGGACAAGUACAUGGAGGCGUACAUAUGCUGAAAGGAUUGUGCCAUUGCGUGGAGCAAAGUUCUGGCCUGUAGGACCGGAACCAUCUAUAAUUGAACCUGAGAUCCCAGAUCAACCAGGCCGUAAGAAUGUGACUAAAACGGAUAAAAAGAGAAAGAGAGGAGUCAAUGAAUCACCAUCGAAGAAAAAAGAGAAGUUCUUGAAGCGGAUUAUGCACUGUGGGGUAUGUGUUGCUCCUAAUCAUAACUCCAGGUUCCAUAAGAAGAAUCCGAAAAAGCCUUUUGUGAGUGGUGAAUCUUCUCAGCCUGAAGCCUCUAAAGGUGUUUCUACUCAACCCACUCAACCCACUCAGCUUGAGAAGUGA